Molecule: messenger RNA, 1966 nt
Organism: Cyprinus carpio (common carp)
Lineage: Eukaryota; Metazoa; Chordata; Actinopteri; Cypriniformes; Cyprinidae
Exons: 7
Coding region: 96-1001 (301 amino acids)
Source: RefSeq, a predicted model, not a curated record
ACGCUAAACAAUGCACCGUCUUUCAGUGCAGUAUCUGCAAACAACUCCAGAGGGAAGUCAUGUGUUGUCUGUAGAGCAUCUAUGCAUUGAGCAAUAUGUCCAACAUAUACACUCUGAGAGAAAUGUUUGGUGGCCAGUGGUCAUCUAGUGCACGACUCGAUGGCAAAACAGUCAUUAUAACUGGAGCAAAUACUGGCAUUGGAAAAGAAACCACAAGAGACCUGGCAAAACGCGGGGCCAGGAUAAUAAUGGCUUGCAGAGACCUUGACAAAGCAGAAGGAGCACAGAAUGAGAUCAUGGAGGAGUCAGGGAACCAAAACAUAGUGAUCAGGAAACUAGAUUUAUCUGAUACCAAGUCAAUCAGAGAAUUUGCUGAGGUAAUCAACAACGAGGAAAGUUCUAUUCACAUACUCAUUAACAAUGCUGGGAUCAUGAUGUGUCCCUACUCUAAGACAGCAGAUGGUUUUGAGAUGCAGUUUGGUGUCAACCACUUAGGUCACUUCCUGUUAACCUUCCUGCUGAUUGAUCUGCUGAAGAGAUCUGCCCCCUCAAGAAUCAUCAUCCUUUCCUCCAUGGCUCAUAGUUGGGGGACAAUAGCACUUUAUGAUAUCAAUAGUGAGAGGAAUUACCACAGUAGGAGGGCAUAUGGUCAGAGUAAAUUGGCCAAUAUCCUUUUCACUCGUACCUUGGCCAAAAAACUUAAGGACACAGGUGUUACAGCAUAUGCAGUCCAUCCAGGAAUCGUUCGGACAGAACUUAAAAGACAUAUGAAUCUCGGACUUCUAAUCAUGUGGAAGAUUGUCAGACCUUUCACAAAGACCCCAGUGCAGGGAGCACAAACUACCAUCUUCUGUGCAGUGGAACCAGAAUUAGACAAAGAGAAUGGUGGUUACUACAGCAACUGCAGACCUUCCAGAUGCACCAGAGCUGCUAGAGAUGAUGAAAUGGCUGAGAAACUUUGGGAGCUCAGCUGCAAAAUGCUGAGAAUAGUCUGGGACUAAAUCCAGUGUUUUCCGUAAACAAUUCAGUAUAUCCAUUUUUAUUUACAAUUAAUUCCAACAUGAACACCCAAGGAAAAAUGCCAUGACACAAACUCUUAUCAACAAAUAUUUAUUUCACAGUAGGUUGAUUUAUUUUAGUUAGAAUUAGAAUAAUUAAUUUUUCCCCAUUCAUAGACCUCCAUUUUGCAUUAUCAGAUGUUCUAGACUCUUGAUAUAAGGACAUUAUACGGUGAGCAUGUAACAACUAUACACUGAACUUAAAGUCAAUUUUAGCUGUUUGACCUUCCACAGGUAAUAUUUCCUAAAACCACAGACUAAACAUGUUUGACAGAAUCAAUUACCCAAAUACUGUAGUGUUUGUUUAAUCUCUUUUCAAUAUGGUUUGGUGAUUUCUCUUUUUUUUUUUUUUUUUGUAAAAUGUAAUCUGUGUUAAGUUUUAAUGAUGCAAAUCAGUUGAGGAUAAUGUAUGUAUGUAUAUUACAACCUGUAUGCAUAUUACAACAUCUUUUGUGCUGUACGGAAUAAUAAUAUAAUAUAACACUGUCAUAAAUUUAUAUAGUUAAUCUAUACAGUUUAAUAAACUUGAUCAUUUGUAGAGGUGAUGCAAUUUUAUUUGAUAUUAGCACAAUAAAAAUAAUCACAUUUAAUGUGAUAAUGAUGACAGCUGCCUUUCGAUACACUUAUUCAUUGUUGUACAUCAUAUUUUUACAUUGCGCUCUUCCUCAAUGUUAUUGUGCUAUGAUAUUAAUACUGCAUUAAAAACAGCAUUUUUUAAUGUAAAAGACACCCUCAAAAUAAUCAACCAAUUCAAAAAAUAAAUAUUUUCAAUUUAACACGUAACACACUGCUAAAUGGGCUUACCCAUGGAUCUACUGUUUGUCAGUGUUUCAUGUGACCUAAGAAAAACAUGAAUCUACAGGACCAACAAUGGCACAAAAAUGUAGGACAACAGCACAUUGUUCACU